AUGGGACGUAACAAGAAGCAGAUGCAUUCAUACGGCUAUUCCGAGACCCAGGAGUCAGUCAUUAUACUCUCGCACACGUUCUGCCUGUUGAAAGAGGCUAACAUCAAACUAGGCUACAGGUCAUUCCUCUCCCUGAGAAGUAUGGUGAAGUGUAGCCGGUGCAACAAGUGGAAGAAUCAUGCCAACUUUUCCAACAAACAGUUGUUGGAUGCUAAGUACGCUAUCAAGGUCAACGGACGCAAUGCCACCUACCGCAUCAAAUGUCGCGGAUGUACCGGUCAGCAAGUCAUGGAGAUCGAAUGCAUGAUGUGUCACGAGACUAAGGGGUUGGAGGAAUAUGCCAAAGUCCAACGCGCUAAGCCAGACUGUGCUAAAUGUAUGGCUUGCGUUGAGAAACAGUUGGAACUGGACGCAGUCGAAGACGACAAAUAUGAAGACCCUCGUGAUGCCUACGAACCCAUCGAUCAUUCCGCCGGCAACUAUCCGGAGUACUGGGGCCAUUCUAAUAUGACUUCCAUUGCUUCUGAUGCGGGAACUCAUAACUUUGAGGGUUCGGAUGAUGGCUCUGAUUCCGGCGGAGGUAUCAACCUCGAUGGAGAUAUGCACAAGCUCUCUCUCAGCACCUCCAACACUAAUACAAAUACUACAUCACUGAUCGACAUCGGAUACUGUGCGCACGGUGGCAAUAACGGAGGUCCUGUCCAGUCUGGUGGGGACGGAUGGGUUAUGGCGGGAGCUAAGUCCUGGAAUUCCAAGUCUCAGACUCAGCUGAGCACCUGGUCGGGCUUCGAUCCGACGGCGUAUGGCCACCCACGAAGUGGCGCUGACUCUGUUGCGGGAAGCGCCAAUACCUUCAACUCCACAAACACCGAACAGACUGAGACUAACAAGAAAGGGUUCGCUAAGAUCAAAGCCUUUAAGGCGCAGCCAAACCCCAAGCCAGUAGUAGAGGAUGACUGGGAAUCUGAGUCGGAGGAGUCUGAUGACGGCGACGAUGAUGAGAGUGAUGUCGAAAUCUAA
Molecule: messenger RNA, 1020 nt
Organism: Lindgomyces ingoldianus
Lineage: Eukaryota; Fungi; Ascomycota; Dothideomycetes; Pleosporales; Lindgomycetaceae
Exons: 5
Coding region: 1-1020 (339 amino acids)
Source: RefSeq, a predicted model, not a curated record